Molecule: messenger RNA, 973 nt
Organism: Rattus norvegicus (Norway rat)
Lineage: Eukaryota; Metazoa; Chordata; Mammalia; Rodentia; Muridae
Gene: Hoxb8
Product: homeo box B8
Exons: 2
Coding region: 1-732 (243 amino acids)
Biological process (GO): regulation of DNA-templated transcription
Cellular component (GO): nucleus
Molecular function (GO): DNA binding; DNA-binding transcription factor activity, RNA polymerase II-specific
Source: RefSeq, marked provisional
AUGAGCUCUUAUUUCGUCAACUCACUGUUCUCCAAAUACAAAACCGGGGAGUCCCUGCGCCCCAAUUAUUAUGACUGCGGCUUCGCCCAGGACCUGGGCGGCCGACCCACCGUGGUGUACGGUCCCAGCAGCGGCGGCAGCUUCCAGCACCCUUCGCAAAUCCAGGAGUUCUACCACGGGCCAUCGUCGCUGUCCACGGCUCCCUACCAGCAGAACCCGUGCGCCGUGGCGUGCCACGGGGACCCGGGCAACUUCUACGGCUACGACCCUCUGCAGCGCCAGAGCCUGUUCGGUGCGCAGGAUCCAGACCUGGUGCAGUACGCAGACUGCAAGCUCGCGGCAGCCAGCGGCCUGGGCGAGGAGGCCGAGGGGUCUGAGCAGAGCCCGUCGCCCACACAGCUCUUCCCCUGGAUGCGCCCUCAAGCAGCCGCCGGACGCAGGCGAGGCCGCCAGACCUACAGCCGCUACCAGACCCUGGAGCUGGAGAAGGAGUUCCUAUUUAAUCCCUAUCUGACUCGCAAGCGGAGGAUCGAGGUAUCGCACGCGCUGGGACUGACAGAAAGACAGGUCAAAAUCUGGUUCCAGAAUCGGAGAAUGAAGUGGAAAAAGGAGAACAACAAAGACAAGUUCCCCAGCAGUAAAUGCGAGCAGGAGGAGCUGGAGAAAGAGAAGCUGGAGCGGGCGCCAGAGACCGCCGAGCAGGGCGAUGCGCAGAAGGGUGACAAAAAGUAGGCUCCAGCUGGGACUGCUCGGGCCCGGACUAGCCCGCACGUCCGCCGGUCCCUCCCGCGACCACGCCGCCGCCGCCCGCCCCCCGCCUCCGAGAGCUCCGGCCCCGCGAGCGGAGCCAGGAGCUGGGCCUCCCACCGCAGCGUCCCCCGCCGCGCCAGUCCCCGCUAGUGGUAGUAUCUCGUAAUAGCUUCUGUGUGUGAGCUACCGUGGAUCUCCUUCCCUUCUCUUGGGGGUCCGAGGG